This is a messenger RNA of Emys orbicularis (European pond turtle), 826 nucleotides long. RefSeq names its product zinc finger protein 428 (gene ZNF428). The record is from RefSeq and is a predicted model, not a curated record. The coding region runs from base 68 to 826 and encodes 252 amino acids. Gene Ontology annotation, biological process: regulation of DNA-templated transcription. NCBI's taxonomy places the organism in Eukaryota, Metazoa, Chordata, Testudines, Emydidae. The transcript is spliced from 4 exons. Gene Ontology annotation, molecular function: RNA polymerase II cis-regulatory region sequence-specific DNA binding; DNA-binding transcription factor activity, RNA polymerase II-specific.
CUCGGUCCUGCCGCGGCGGCCAGACGGGACCGGGUCAGGCCCGGAGGAGCCGGCUGAUCGCCGAGGGAUGAUGUCUGAAACACACAAGCACACGGACGUGGGGGGGAGCGAGGACGUGAUCUUCGAGGAGGAGGAUGGGACCUCGACCGGCGUCUCCACGGUGCAGGAGGAAGAGGAUGAAUCGGAAGCAACCUCGGUGUCAUCUGGAGAGAGCCGGCCAUCCACGCCCUCUGCCAACGGGUACCCAGGUCCCAGGAGCAAGGAGCUCAGGUCGGCAGUAUCGGAGCCCCAGCAGGAGGUGGCGGCAGAGGAGGGGGAUGCCGGCCAGGGUCGCUUGGGCUCCCCGCAGGCCCCCAGCCCCGAGUGGCAUGAAUGCCCCGAGUGUGGGCGCGGCUUUGGCACCUCACGGGCCUUGAAGGUCCAUCGCAGCUACCAUGUGGGCCGGAAGCGGCCGCACACCUCCUCCUCCAAGCCGCCCCCGCCCCGGCCGGCCCCACCCUCUGCCGGGGACCCAGAGGGCCGCGACACCAGGCCUGUGCCCCCCUCGCCCCGAGCCGGAGCCUUCCACUACAUCUGCGCUGAAUGUGGCCUGGGCUUCGCCUCGCCUGCCUCCCUGGAGGCUCACCGCUGUGAACAUGGCUGGCGCCGCAGCCCCCCGGCCCCGCCCCGCAACAAGGGGCCCCCCGCCCCGCCCCGCGAGGCCAAUGGCGCCCGGGACGCCGAGGGAGCGGACGGACCUUACCACUGUACCGAGUGCCCGGGCGAGUUUGGCUUGGUGGCAGAUCUGCAUGAGCACUACAUGCUGCAUGCCCGAGGGGAGCUGUAG